CCCUCGAUGCCUAUAAAGAUUCGCAUUUUUCUCAAAGAAGCCAGCCCUUUUCAUUUUUUUCCCCAACUUACAGCCCUUAUACUGUUCACUACCAAACUUAUUAACUUGAAAUCAACUAUACAAUAAUGCGUUUUAUCCUUACCACAGCUAUCACUUUAGCUGCUGCUACCACAGCUCUUGCUGCUAAUAGUGAGCCUGCUAUGCCCGCCGCUACUACUCUCGUUGAAACCGAGGAGUCACAAGACCUUGAAUACUUACUUUUUGAUGAAGAAAAUAGGGAUCCCCGUUUUAAUGAAGGAGAUAGGGAUCACCAUUUUGACGAACAUGAUGGGGACCACCAUUUUGACGAACAUGAUGGGGACCACCAUUUUGACGAACAUGAUAGGGACCACCAUUUUGACGAAGAUGAUAGGGACCACGAACAUGAAUCAGCAUCAGCCGCUCCUGAUGACAACCCGGAUUUCGACGAACCUAGUGAUGAGCCUGAGCCUUCUAUGUCCGCCUCUGCUGCUCCUUUUGAAGACGAGGAGCUACAAGACCUUGAAUACUUAGUUUUCGAUGAAGAUAUGGACCACGACCGUGAUAUGGACCACGACCGUGAUAUGGACCACGAC
Molecule: messenger RNA, 614 nt
Organism: Mycotypha africana
Lineage: Eukaryota; Fungi; Mucoromycota; Mucoromycetes; Mucorales; Mycotyphaceae
Exons: 1
Coding region: 265-552 (95 amino acids)
Source: RefSeq, a predicted model, not a curated record